This is a messenger RNA of Theileria orientalis strain Shintoku, 1458 nucleotides long. RefSeq names its product major facilitator superfamily MFS-1 protein. Gene Ontology annotation, biological process: transmembrane transport. Lineage: Eukaryota; Apicomplexa; Aconoidasida; Piroplasmida; Theileriidae. The record is from RefSeq and is a predicted model, not a curated record. The transcript is spliced from 6 exons. Gene Ontology annotation, molecular function: transmembrane transporter activity. Bases 1 to 1458 code for a protein of 485 amino acids. Gene Ontology annotation, cellular component: membrane.
AUGGAGUAUGAUUUAAAUAAAGAUGUCAAGGGCCAAAAGAAGGCCCGAAAUCGUGUUUUAAAUAGCAAAUCUUUCAUUUUUUCCAUGUUCAAUGUCGCGAACUUUAUUGAAUAUUUUAACCUGCAGGUGCUCCCCUCAUCCAUGAGGGCCCUUGAGAUCUCCCUGGGCCUUUCCCCAAUAGAUAUUAGCAAUUUUGCAACCGCUGAGAGCCUGGGACUGGUCGGUUUCAUCCCGGUCUGGGGAGCCUUAUCGGACAAAGUCGAACUCAAGUACAUCAUGCUUGUGGGAGUCGCUCUAUCUGGAAUAAUAUCUAUCAUUCUGGGCGGAAUAUCAAACUACUCCUUCAUACUGAUACUCCGCGUUUUAAACGGAGCGAUGAUGGGAAGCGUCACGCCCUCCAGCCAGAAGUACAUAGUGACGCAGCUCAGGAACCAUUUUGGAAUCGGAUUCGGAGUUAUGCACUCGGUGAUGUGCGCUGCGAGACUCGCAUCCUCGAUCACGGUCACCACGUACUCCACAAUUAAAUACGGAGGGAUCAUGGGCUGGAGGUUCUGCCUGUACAUCUUCGGGGCAGUGUCGCUGGUGCUCUCGCCGGUGGUACUGCUCAUCCCGAACCUGAACCCGAAGAAAGAGGAGCUGUCAGUGGAACAAGUAACAAUAAAGACGAGGGCGUACAACUUCGUCUACUACAUGUACCGCAUGUUCAAGGAGUCGCUCAGCAACGCCACAUCGAUACUGAUGGUGUUCCUGAACUUCUUCACGGACGGACCGUUCGUGUCGUUCAGCUUCGUGACCCUGCUGCUGCAAUACAUGGGACUGUCCAACACGAAGUCUGGACUCACGGUUGGAAUAGUCAUUAUAGGAGGAAUCGUGGGAGGAGUGAUAGGAGGGUUCGUGUCAGAUUACUUCAACAAAAAGUCCCCCAAGUACGGGCUGAUUCUGUUUGGAAAUUUAAACGUAAUCAUUAGAGUUAUAACCUUCUGUAUCGCAUUUUUCUGGGUUAACUUUGACAAUGUGCAUAAGCUCUUUCCACUGCUGGCAGUGUCGCUUUUCAUUAAUGGAAUGACGUUCAUGACCGUCAGCUGCGUCGACAGAACACUGCUGGCCAACGUCGUCCCGAAAACGUUUCAAUCCUCGGCAAUAUCUAUAAUAAGGUGCUUAUCCGGAGUGGCAAGCGCAGUAAUUUUCAACCGUCUGUUGGCGUACAUAAGAGAGUUCGGGUUCGGCUUCGAACAGACGACGCUGGACGUGGUUGACAUGCCCAUAGCGCUCAUGAGAAAAAACUCAGACGCUCUGCGCUAUUCGAUAUCAAUUGUCUCCCUGGUUUGCACGGGAGUGGUGUUCAUUAUAUAUAACAUAUUGUGUUUUACGUACUGGAGGGAUUGCAAGAGGAUACAGAAAAUUGAGGCGGAAUCACCAGUAGUAAACCCAAUCGCAGAGUUAGAAAACGUCGUUUAA